This is a messenger RNA of Salvelinus fontinalis (brook trout), 1506 nucleotides long. RefSeq lists its product as uncharacterized. Lineage: Eukaryota; Metazoa; Chordata; Actinopteri; Salmoniformes; Salmonidae. The transcript is spliced from 9 exons. The coding region runs from base 300 to 1355 and encodes 351 amino acids. The record is from RefSeq and is a predicted model, not a curated record.
ACGAAUGCAAUUGCAUUUCAGUAUGCGUAUUAAAAUGCCAUUUUGUUUCAUGUUUCCUAUGGAUCUUUCCAUUACCCAAAUCUACAAAAGCAGAUGUUUGAAUGGAAAGUUAAGAACACUUUUAUCAGGCAUCCUGUUGAACACCACUUCCUGUACCUUCUACCUGGUGCAUACUGCAAUAUGAUGGCACAACCAACUGUGACACCAAUGGUGCAAGUGUAUUUUUAAUCAAGCAAAUUCCCGAGAGCUAACCUAUUCAUAUAGUUGAAACAUAGGGGAUCUGGACAAAUUUGAACAGGAUGCUAAUUUUAGCCCAUUUGCCAUUGCUGCUUCUUUUGGGAAACCAAGAUUCAGUAACCUGUAUCGACCUGGAGAAACAGCAUGAAGUCAUCUACGCAGCAGUUGGAGAACCUCUGGUAUUGAACUGCAUCUACAACUGUUCAUCUGGAUUUGUCCGUGGCCACUGGAUCAAACUCCCAGACUGUCCUCAUUGUCCUAGGCCAAGGGAAACAAAAAAUGUCACAAAGAGUGGUGACCUCUGCACACUACCAUUGUAUUUUCCACAUCUGUCCACGGAAGAUUUUCGGUACAACUACACCUGCUUUUCUGAAGAUCACGAAAGCAAACAUUUAUCACACAAGAUAGAGGUUUUGGUAUCACUGCAGGCACAAGGUCGACGUAGUGCCCCGGCCACAACGGUCAAUACUGAUGUAUCGGUGACAGCGUUGAGUAACCACGAAGACUCAAUAAUAGAUCAUGAGGAAUUCACAGUUGUCAAAGUGUUGGCAACAGUGACAGUUAUUGUGGCUGCUGUGUUGGCAGCCGUGGCUGUCUACUUAUGUAUGAGCCGCAAUCGAUAUUGCAAAGGAAAACCUGCUGUUAUCGGUACAGGGUAUGUUUUUUUUCAUACAAUGUGGCAUGUUUGCGAAGGCAUUUUAACACACUUUUCAUUGGCAAUUAUUAUGUGGACUUCCUAUGUGGAAUUUGUUCAUUGGUCUUUUAUCAGCACAACGUCAAGAGAAGGAUCUAGUGUUGGAAGGCCGACAACAGGUGCAUGCUUAACUAAUUGUGAGAGAGUGGCACUGAGAAUAACUCCAGCUGAUUGCCAGAGUGAUCAUGAGGUUCCUUAUGCUGACAUAAUGAUCACUAUGCGAGGGGCCAGCACACCCGAGCUCACACAGAUCGCCUACCUGGCACCGGGGGACCAUAGAGAGAGGUGGAGAGAAGAGGCACGCCCUGAAGCUAGGUCCCAUCUGCAGGCCUCCCGCUCAGCUGAUAGACUGCAUGUCCAGCCCCGAGAGGUCUCCAGGAAGAUGAGCACAAACUCUGAGUACGCUGUCAUCACCUACUCUUAACCAUUGCGGCUGGAGGUGAUAAAAGAGGGAAUAAGAGAGAGCAAGUGAGAAAUGACUGUCACUGUACUUAUAUUAUUCAUCCUUGGCUGUUUUGUUUGCAUGUUUUUAACUGUAGCAAGUUGUUUCUAUAACUUUCAUCCAAUAAAGUCAA